Heterobasidion irregulare TC 32-1 is the source of this 1188-nucleotide messenger RNA. RefSeq lists its product as uncharacterized. Bases 1 to 1188 code for a protein of 395 amino acids. NCBI's taxonomy places the organism in Eukaryota, Fungi, Basidiomycota, Agaricomycetes, Russulales, Bondarzewiaceae. The record is from RefSeq and is a predicted model, not a curated record. The transcript has 2 exons.
AUGGUCAGAAAUCUCAACAAUUACAAACAAGGCAACAUCACGAAGAGGUACAAUGGCGCGAAGAAAUUCGAAUAUAAGAUGGUGCCAAUAGGAUCUAAACGGCUCAUGGACGUGUAUAGACACUCUCGACCUGACUGCGCUGAUGAAGAAAAUUCCGCAUCAUCUUACCAAUAUCCAUUUGGAAACCUGCCCACACUGGUGUCGCACGUCCAGCCCCAUUGGGUUAUCCUUAAUGCUGGCAUGAAGCUGGACUCAAGAUCAGAAUGCGAGAUGGACGCUUUCUAUGAGCGCGUCGCCCAUGCCUAUGACAUUAGUAGAACAGUGGCGAUUUCUUUCAUCAAGGAUAUAAUCGAUCUUAACGCAAAAUGGAGGUCCCCCACACCCCAAGAGGUCGCGUCACCCAAAGUUGCGCUACCCAAGAUUACGAUACCCAAGGUUACGCUACCCAAGGUUACGCUACCCAAGGUUGCGCUACCCAAGGUCGCGCGAUCCAAGGUUGUGCUACCCAAGGCUGCGUCACCCGAGGUUGCGCUAUCCAAGGUUGCGUCACCCGAGGUUGCAUUAUCCAAGGUCGCGCCCCUCCAGGUCGCGCCGCCCCAGGUCGCAUCGCCCGAGGUUGCGUCGCUCCAGGUUGCAUUGCCCGAGGUUGCGCUAUCCAAGGUUGCGUCACCCGAGGUUGCAUUAUCCAAGGUCGCGCCCCUCCAGGUCGCGCCGCCCCAGGUCGCAUCGCCCGAGGUUGCGUCGCUCCAGGUUGCAUUGCCCGAGGUUGCGCUAUCCAAGGUUGCGUCACCCGAGGUUGCAUUAUCCAAGGUCGCGCCCCUCCAGGUCGCACCGCCCAAGGUCGCGUUGCCCGAGGGCGCCUCAACGGCCCAGGUUGUGUCACCCCAGGUUGCGCCGCCCAAGGUUGCGUUGCCCGAGGGCGCCUCAACAACCCAGGUUGUGUCACCCGAGGUUGCAGAUGUUGUGGAUGUUGUGGAUGAUAUUUCUGGCGAGGACAACGACUCGAGGUCCAACAAGUCCAGCGAUAGCCAUCGUUUCAUCAAACCCAUGACGACGACGCUUCAACACUAUUUGCACAAACGUUCUUCAAGCUCUCCCCAUUCGCCCUCUCUACGGAGUCCUGUACGGGAGGUAAAACGCAGCAAGAUCAGCCCCACCUACAGUGGCAGGAAGCCUAAAAUCACUUAG